Messenger RNA from Lytechinus variegatus (green sea urchin), 1106 nucleotides. RefSeq names its product BRCA2 and CDKN1A-interacting protein-like. Gene Ontology annotation, cellular component: nucleus. Lineage: Eukaryota; Metazoa; Echinodermata; Echinoidea; Temnopleuroida; Toxopneustidae. Bases 33 to 965 code for a protein of 310 amino acids. The record is from RefSeq and is a predicted model, not a curated record. The transcript is spliced from 7 exons.
AUACAUAAUAAGAACGAGGCAGGUUAUUGCACAUGAUGGCGACUUACCCUAAGAAAAAACGUGUAGAUCUGGAGGAAAAAGAGACCGAUUCCAGUGAUGGUCAGGAGGAAAUGGACGAUGAGAAUAUCGGAGAUGACGACGAUGACUUUUUAGAAUCCUCUGAUGAAGAAGUAAAUGAGGAAGUUCAGAUUGAAUUUGAAGCAUUUCCCCCUCAAGAUAACGACUUUCAUGGCAUCAAGCGCCUUCUUCAGCAUCUUUUUUCAAGGACCAAAGUAAACACCAGUCAACUCACUGAUCUCAUACUAUCCCAGAACCAUGUUGGUUGUGUUUUAAAGCAAAGUGAUGCUCAACUUGUCGAAGAGAGUGAUUCUGAUGAUGAUAAUGAUGAUGAUGUUUUUGGAUUCACCACAGUACUAAACAUUAUUGAGAAGAAGAACACUGAAUGCAUCCAAGAAAUUCACAAGCUCAUUGUGGAUAAAUGUUCCACAUGCAAUUCAGAAGCGGAGGUCAAUGAACUCUCCCAGAUUCUUGGGGAUGAUUCCCGGAACGUCGGUCUUCUGCUGUGUGAACGCUUCGUCAACAUCCCUCCUCAACUUGCUCCUCCUCUUCACAGUAGCCUUCAAAAUGACAUAAGAAUAGCAGGAGCUAAACACCCACGGAUGAAAUUUGACUAUUAUCUCUUGAUGAGCAGAGCAUACCAGCAACCUCAGCUUCCAUCUUCAAAGAAAAAGACUAAAGCUCCAGACAGAAAUGAAUGGAUUUUUACCAACGCUGAAGAUGGUAUCUUUUUCAAAGAGUCUAUUCUCACCCUACACUACCCAAGUCAAAUAGACCAGGCCGGAGCUGUCGCUGGGAAAUGGACGGAAGAUGAUACGGAGAUGAAAACAUUUAGAGUCGUCAUGGUUGUACCUGCAAGCAAAAUGAACAAUAUACUCGCAGAGAUACAGGAGGCAUUUGCCGUAUGAUAUAUCAAGGGAUGAUAGACUGAUAAUAUGGACAGAUUUUUACCUGCUUUGCUUUGGAAGUGCCCUCGGAUGGAUAUUAUUGUCACUCUGGUAGGAGACAUUUUGGGAGAAAGAUGGGAUAUUUCUUUUCUCUUCUCUGCU